AAGUAUCACUGAAUAAUAAAAGGAAUCAUUGGAGAAAGUCAAGGUACUGUGGGAUUACUUGAGAGACAACUUUGAAAGUGCUGGAAAGCUUGUUUAGGAACCAUGUCUAUCAAUAAGAUCCAUGCCCGUGAAAUUCUGGACUCUCGUGGUAACCCCACAGUGGAAGUUGACUUGUACACUGACAAAGGUCUCUUCCGGGCAGCUGUCCCUAGUGGUGCAUCAACGGGCAUCUAUGAAGCCCUUGAGCUGCGAGAUGGAGACAAGGCUCGGUACUUGGGUAAAGGUGUCACAAACGCAGUAGAGCACAUUAAUCAAACAAUUGCUCCAGCCCUUCUUGAGAAGAAACUAAGUGCUGUGGAACAGGCUGAGAUAGACAAAGGCAUGCUAGAACUUGAUGGAACAGAAAAUAAAUCAAAAUUUGGUGCAAAUGCUAUUCUGGGAGUUUCUUUGGCUGUUUGCAAAGCUGGUGCUGCUGAGAAAGGUGUCCCACUCUACCGCCAUAUUGCUGACUUGGCUGGGAAUGAAGAUCUUGUGCUUCCUGUUCCUGCCUUUAAUGUAAUCAAUGGAGGUUCCCAUGCUGGCAACAAGCUAGCUAUGCAGGAGUUCAUGAUCCUACCAGUAGGGGCAUCCAGCUUUAAGGAAGCCAUGCGCAUCGGUGCAGAGGUCUACCACAACCUGAAGAAUGUAAUCAAGGAGAAGUAUGGAAAGGAUGCCACUAAUGUGGGUGACGAGGGUGGCUUUGCACCCAACAUCUUGGAAAACAAUGAAGCUCUGGAGCUCUUAAAAUCUGCUAUUGAGAUGGCUGGCUACCCUGACAAGAUAGUGAUCGGCAUGGAUGUAGCUGCUUCAGAGUUCUACCGCAGUGGCAAGUAUGACCUGGACUUCAAGUCACCUGAUGACCCCAGCCGUUACAUUACUGGAGAGCAGCUGAGCAACAUCUACAAAGGCUUCAUUGAUGGGUACCCAGUUGUCUCCAUUGAAGACCCCUUUGACCAAGAUGACUGGGGAAACUGGAAAUCGCUGACUUGUUCUGUGAAUAUCCAGAUUGUAGGGGAUGACCUGACAGUCACCAACCCAAAGAGGAUACAGAAGGCUGUGGAUGAGAAGGCCUGCAACUGUUUACUAUUGAAGGUCAACCAGAUUGGAUCAGUCACCGAAGCCAUUCAGGCCUGUAAGCUGGCCCAGCAGAAUGGAUGGGGAGUCAUGGUUAGUCAUCGGUCAGGGGAGACUGAGGACACUUUCAUUGCUGACUUGGUAGUGGGGCUAUGCACUGGACAGAUCAAAACUGGUGCUCCCUGCAGAUCUGAGCGUCUAGCAAAAUACAACCAGCUGCUGAGGAUUGAGGAAGAGCUUGGUGAUGAGGCUCGCUUCGCUGGACCAAACUUCAGAAACCCAAAGGCUACAAAGUCUGCUGCUCUAGUUGGCACAAGUGUACAAGCUUAAUGGAGAUUGGCAAUGAGCAGAUGCCUAACUUUGUAUCAACAUGUACUAUUAAAGUUUUGUGGUCUGUUCAGAACAAUAAAUACCUGUAAACUAAAAA
Messenger RNA from Protopterus annectens (West African lungfish), 1540 nucleotides. Its product is annotated as enolase-like. The record is from RefSeq and is a predicted model, not a curated record. NCBI's taxonomy places the organism in Eukaryota, Metazoa, Chordata, Ceratodontiformes, Protopteridae. Gene Ontology annotation, biological process: glycolytic process. Gene Ontology annotation, cellular component: phosphopyruvate hydratase complex. The transcript is spliced from 12 exons. Bases 103 to 1443 code for a protein of 446 amino acids. Gene Ontology annotation, molecular function: magnesium ion binding; phosphopyruvate hydratase activity.